CUGUUAGAUAUUUAUUGUUGUAGUCGAUGAUGAAAACAUGCUACAAUUCGGAUGACUGGCUCCAAGCAUACGUUCUCCGGGCGACAACGCAUGCGCAGACCGACACAGACAGCCUUGACAACAAGCUAUCGGAUGUAUGAACCGAGGAUGAAAUGAGCAAAGCGCUGUUGUAUUUCUUCCUUGGUGUAACUUGCAGACAAAUGAGCAAGGCUUUCCAGGAUUUUAGAUAUCAUCACACGUAGUUUAUAACUGCCUUGCCUCACUAUGCCGAGCAAUAAGCCUGAGAAACAGGAAGUCAGCGAUACUGUCAAAGUUGUGGUGAGAUGUCGUCCGUUCAAUCAGAAAGAGAAGAUGAUGGGCCACAAGCAGGCCGUCGUAGUGGACGAGAUCCGUGGAACCAUUACGGUCAACAAGCUGGAGACCCCUCAUGAGCCCCCCAAAACCUUCACGUUUGACACUGUGUUUGGACCUGACAGCAAGCAGCUCGAUGUCUACAAUCUCACAGCCCGCCCCAUCGUUGAUUCAGUAUUAGAGGGAUACAAUGGAACAAUCUUUGCAUAUGGACAAACUGGCACAGGAAAAACAUUCACAAUGGAGGGUGUGAGAGCAGUGCCAGAGCUCAGGGGGAUAAUCCCAAAUUCUUUUGCUCAUAUUUUUGGUCAUAUUGCCAAGGCAGAGGGUGACACCAGGUUUUUGGUUCGCGUUUCGUACCUAGAAAUUUACAAUGAGGAAGUGCGGGACUUGUUGGGCAAGGACCAGAUGCAAAGGCUAGAGGUGAAAGAAAGGCCAGAUGUUGGUGUCUAUAUCAAGGACCUCUCUGGUUACGUUGUGAACAAUGCUGACGACAUGGACAGAAUUAUGACAAUGGGCCACAAAAACCGCUCUGUGGGUGCUACAAACAUGAAUGAGCACAGUUCCCGUUCUCAUGCUAUCUUCACCAUCACCAUUGAGUGCAGUGAAAAGGGGGUGGAUGGAAACCAGCAUGUGCGCAUGGGGAAGCUGCAUCUCGUUGAUCUGGCAGGUUCCGAGAGACAGGGCAAGACUGGAGCCACAGGUCAGCGUUUGAAGGAAGCAACAAAGAUCAAUCUCUCCCUCUCCACGCUGGGUAACGUCAUCUCUGCCCUGGUAGACGGCAAGAGCACGCACGUUCCCUACAGGAAUUCAAAACUCACCCGCCUGCUGCAGGAUUCACUCGGAGGAAACUCUAAAACCAUGAUGGUACAGCUGAAGAUUCCCUCAUGUGCCAACAUAGGCCCAGCUGACUACAACUAUGAUGAGACCAUCAGCACCCUGCGUUAUGCUAAUAGAGCUAAAAACAUCAAAAACAAGGCCAGAAUAAAUGAGGACCCCAAGGACGCCCUGCUAAGGCAGUUUCAGAAGGAGAUUGAAGAGCUGAAGAAGAAGCUUGAAGAGGGUGAAGAGAUUUCUGGCUCAGACGGCAGUGGAUCAGAGGAGAUGGACGAAGGUGAUGAUGAAGGAGCAGAAGCAGGAGAAGGCCGCAGGAGAAAAAGGGGAAGGAAGAAGGUUUCUCCAGACAAAAUGGUGGAGAUGCAGGCCAAGAUUGAGGAGGAGAGAAAGGCUUUGGAGGCCAAGCUGGACAUGGAGGAGGAGGAGAGGAACAAGGCAAGAGCAGAGCUGGAGAAAAGGGAGAAGGACCUUCUGAAAGCACAGCAGGAGCAUCACCUUCUGCUGGAGAAACUAUCAGCCUUGGAGAAGAAAGUGAUUGUAGGUGGAGUAGAUCUUCUGGCCAAGGCUGAGGAGCAAGAGAAGCUCCUAGAGGAGUCAAACAAUGAACUGGAAGAGCGGCGCAGGAGAGCAGAGCAGCUGCGUAAGGAGCUUGAGGAGAAAGAGCAAGAACGCCUAGAUAUAGAAGAGAAGUACACUAGCCUUCAGGAGGAGGCUCAAGGAAAGACCAAGAAGCUCAAGAAAGUAUGGACCAUGCUAAUGGCUGCCAAAUCAGAAGUGGCAGACCUACAGCAAGAACACAACAGAGAGAUUGAAGGGCUCUUGGAAAACAUCCGCCAGCUGAGCCGAGAACUGCGACUCCAGAUGCUGAUCAUAGACAACUUUAUUCCUCAGGAAUACCAGGAGAUGAUAGAAAAUUAUGUGCACUGGAAUGAAGACAUUGGAGAAUGGCAGCUGAAAUGUGUGGCUUACACUGGCAACAACAUGAGGAAACAGACUCCUGCUCCAGAUAAAAAGGAAAAAGACCCAUUCGAGGUGGAUCUAUCCCAUGUGUAUCUAGCAUAUACAGAAGAGAGCAUGCGGCAGUCACUGCAGAAACUAGAGAGACCCAGAACCUCUAAAAGCAGCAAGAGUGGCCGACCCAAGACUGGACGGAGGAAGAGGUCUGCAAAGCCAGACGCUGUGAUCGAAUCCCUGCUUCAGUGAUGAUGCUGCAGAAGAGUCUACCUUUCCUUUUCAUGUUAACUUAAAUAAGUUGUUAGUCCUGUUCAUAGCUGAACAUUAUAAAAUGUUCUGCAUACACUAUAUAGCGGGUCAAGUUGUUGAUGUGAAGGAGCUGAAUCUGCGAUGGAAAAAAGACCACUUAAAAAUAAAACUUGUUACAUGCACUGUGGAUUUAAACUCACGCAGAGGAUGAUUCCUUUUGCCUGAUGUUUUAACGAUUCUUUCUUUCUUUAAGAUUUCAGAAUUUCAUAAGAAGCCAUUAGUCAGGAUGCGGCAAGUUGAAAUGUGGUUAUGUCUCACAAAGUUCAAAGCAUUUGCACCGUCUGAAAUUGACUAUCAAGUCUUGACUAAUGUUCUGCUGACUGAGUGCAGUGCGAAAGGUUUUCUGUCGAAUUCAGACUGAAUGCAUUCAGCUGAAACUGUAAUGGAAAAAGUAUUCUCUUCUUAAAACAAGUAAAAGCCUUACUGUUUUUGCUCAGUUCAAUAUAAAAAAAAUCAAGUGGAAACCGGAGGAUUCAAGUUGUUGUACUGAAUUUGUAAAUUAAACUUGUGCGUGUAAUGGGUCAGAAGCAUAGUGGCAUGCAUGCUAGCCAGCUUUUUUUUCUCAUGCCAUUUGCUACUCUAUAAGAAGUCGUGUUUUUCUUUUCAGGUGUCAGGACACUGUACGCCAUGCAUACUGUAUACCUAACUAUGAAACACUACUGCUAGUUUUUGUGUGAUAAUCUGAUUUGAAGGUGUUCUGGAGGGGACACGAACUGACAUUUAUUCUGUAUCAUAAUGUAUGUCAAAUGUUUACACCGAUAAACCCUUGGAUUUUAUUUAUUAAAUUAUUUUACAUGUCUCGUCUCACUUUGUUGCAUGUUUCUCUCCUUCUCUUUCUCAUGAUCAAAUCCGUGAUGUUCCAUUUCCCCGGCUGUUCCAAGCCCUUUCAGAUGAC
Molecule: messenger RNA, 3346 nt
Organism: Menidia menidia (Atlantic silverside)
Lineage: Eukaryota; Metazoa; Chordata; Actinopteri; Atheriniformes; Atherinopsidae
Source: the annotation of a GenBank genome assembly